CUGGUGUGAAUGCAGCGAAGAUGGCGGAGGAGGAGGGCAGCGCGACUGAGGCUGUGGCCCUCAGACAGAAAUUUCAGGAUAUUAUCUCUGAAUUAAAAAGGAGCUCCGAGUCGAUGCUAGACGCCUCCAAUAGUUUUUGUCGGGAUUUCUGUCAAGUUUUGAUGCAGCAUGGAUGUCAGGGAAGACCAGAUGAAGAUCCGCUUCCUCUGUUGGAGAUGUACACGGUAGCUAUAAUGUGCUGCGCUGAGGCUAGCCCGUUCCUCAGCCCUGAAUGUGAACACCUAACAGAUGUGCUGGACAAGUUAUCAUGGAGCUGUCUGAAUCUUCUCUUGUCAUUCUCCGGGAAAAUCCCUGGUGCCUUAUGGGAAGAGUUUCAAUCUUCUGUCAAGAUGGCUCAUGACAUCCUUCAGGCACGUGGAAACCUGCAGCUUCACUCCUUGUUAACUCUGGUGGAGGAGAAUGGUGUGUGGUCCAACUCCACUCUGUGUAGCCUUCUCUCAAGUGACAUCCCUAAUGUAGAGAAAGUACAUGAGUUUUUAUCUCGAGAAGGACCUGAACUUCUUCAUAUGCGUAUAAAGCACCUCAUCAAACUGAAGCGUAUGGAUAAAGCUGCAAUACUGGCAAAGAUAUGCGCAGAGUUUCCUGAAUUUGGAGGAAAGAAGAACUUUAAACAAAUCUACCUCGUAUGUCUGUGUGAAAUAAAGCCACAACAAGAACUUAUGCAAGAGAUAAAGGAGGUAGACUGUAAGGAGGCUCUGGACAUGAUUUGUAAUUUGGAGUCCGAGGAAGAUGAGAAGGGAGCUCUCAGUCUAUGUACUGCAUUUUUCAAACGCCAGCUUCUCAGUGGGGAUGCUUAUUGUGCCUGUGAUUAACGCCCCUCCAAUGGCGCAUUUGGACUGUGUCAGCAUCUAUUUCA
Pimephales promelas (fathead minnow) is the source of this 916-nucleotide messenger RNA. NCBI's taxonomy places the organism in Eukaryota, Metazoa, Chordata, Actinopteri, Cypriniformes, Leuciscidae. The record is from RefSeq and is a predicted model, not a curated record.